AACCGGUGUAUUUACAUUGCUUUGAAGUGUCACAGCAACAACUAGCACGUUUUUCUAUAUGAAACAGUUUUGUUUCUGUUUUUUUUUUUAUAUUUUGUAAUUGUCCUAGCUUUUUUACCCAUUUAAAAAAAAAGAAAUAUGUCAACAUGGGUGUUCGUGGUUUGAAGACAUUUUUGGAGCGUGAACAACAAACUCGUCCAAUAAAUAUCGGAAAUGAAGUCGACAAAUGGAAGAGAGCGAAUCCCGGUAAAACACCGAUCAUCGUCAUAGAUUUCCUAAGUUUAACAAAUGGCUUGACAAAGAAGGAAGAAGAUGCAAUUUGCGGUGGUCGACACCAAAUCGCGCUUGAAAAUUGGAAGAAAAUGUUGAAUGCACUGAAGUCAACUGGAAGUUCUUUGGUAUUUUUUUCGGAUUUGAACAUCCAAGUGGGCAAAGUGGACGAAUGGUUGAAUCGACGUAAUGAAGAAUUUCUCAUCUACACGGAAAUAUACGAUUUGAUCGACAGUGGCAUAUCACUAAGAGAAGUGAUUGAGCGGCAAAGUGAUAAAAAGUCAGUUUCGUCAACAUUUUACGGCAUGGCUGUGAUAGCCCGGGAAUAUGGCCAAUUCAAUUAUUCAAUUAGAAGAGAAUGCGAUUUGGAAAUUGCAAAUUAUGCUAAAAAUAACAAUGCAUUAGCUGUAAUCACGAACGACACCGAUUUCCUCAUAUUUGAUGGAAACUGGAGGCUUUGGUCCCCACAAGACAUUCACAUAACGCAAUCGAAUCGACUAAAAACCAUUGAAUAUAAUCGAAAUGGAAUUGCAAAUACCUGUUCUCUCGCCAGACAUCAACUGCCACUUUUUGCCACAUUAUUGGCCAAUGAUUUCACGCAUGGCUAUUAUAAUCAAUUGGCACGAUUUUAUUGCAGCAUGGGCCCGAUGAAAUAUCGAAUUAGAAAUGUUGCACGAUAUGUUCGUAAGCUUGGCAACGUUAAUCUCAACGAAUUCGAUAUCAGUCGAAUUAUUCAGCAAGUGUUUGGCUACACCAACGAUGAAUUGCAGCAACUUUUCAGGCAAAGUCUUGAUUCCUACAACAUUGAUUUCUCGCCCAUGCAAAUUGACAAUCCAUUGGAACAAAAGCUAUUGAAUACGGCCAUGUAUCGACCAUAUAUGGCAAACAGUUGUGGAAUUCAUGGCUUCACAAUGGGUUUUUAUGAUAUGCGAGGAUCCAGUGCCAAUUUACCAAUUCUUCUCAUCGACUGGGUAAAACGUAGAAAAGGCAUUUUAAAACGGAAUACCAAUGAAACAUUUUUAGUUUUAGCAAAAAAGAACAUGAAUCAAUCAUUUGUAUCUCAUACUGAAACAGUGAUCUGUCCUGAAUUUCCUCUGCCUUCCUUAGAAGAAUUAUACGUUGGAACUGAUGAUGAUUCGAAAAUUAUCGACAUAAAAUGGAAACUUCUUGCAUGGAUCAUGUCACUUUCGGAAGAUGUCAUUUCUCUCAUCAAAAAUUUGCCGAAAGACUAUGUGUUGAUCAGCACCAUUCUCUUUGCGUUAGUCAAGGGCGAAUUGAUCGGCACGGAAGAGGCGGACGGAAUUCUUUACACGGAGAGUAUGGUUUAUGCGAACGCAACAUCGAAUGUAGAAUAUCCCAUUGCGGUCGUAUCAAAAAACGUUCGCGCUGCCCAUCUGUACAAUAUCACCUUUGGGUCAAUUCGACAAAAUUUUUCCAUUGCUGGUCUACUGCCAUACAUUCAGGAAGUUCUUCAAUUUGACGGAGUUUAUUAUCAAAAGUUGAUGGAGAAAAUCAGCUCGAUGAAUACGGCUGAACGGGAAAUUUUGUUUAAUCCCAUCAGAAAGUAUAGGAUUUAUGCCAAUAUCAGUUGAACAUACAUAUUUUUGUUAUUUAUUUGUAUAAAAUAAAACGAGUGCAAAAAUUGAA
Molecule: messenger RNA, 1917 nt
Organism: Sitodiplosis mosellana (orange wheat blossom midge)
Lineage: Eukaryota; Metazoa; Arthropoda; Insecta; Diptera; Cecidomyiidae
Exons: 5
Coding region: 147-1862 (571 amino acids)
Cellular component (GO): nucleus
Source: RefSeq, a predicted model, not a curated record